Sorex fumeus (smoky shrew) is the source of this 2507-nucleotide messenger RNA. It is a transcript of the gene EPN3, whose product is annotated as epsin 3. The record is from RefSeq and is a predicted model, not a curated record. NCBI's taxonomy places the organism in Eukaryota, Metazoa, Chordata, Mammalia, Eulipotyphla, Soricidae. The transcript has 9 exons. Gene Ontology annotation, cellular component: clathrin vesicle coat; plasma membrane; endosome. The coding region runs from base 561 to 2426 and encodes 621 amino acids. Gene Ontology annotation, molecular function: phospholipid binding; clathrin binding. Gene Ontology annotation, biological process: endocytosis.
CCCCCGCAGGGUGAGGUGGGUUCCCUACUUGGUGUGAAUCCCGCAGUCCUGGGAGCUCUCCCGGGGCUAAGCACAGCCAGCAGGAAGGGGUUAACUGCUGUGCGUCCCUCCCGGGUCCUGUUACCGCUGAGGCGGACCUGCCCGGCCAGCCCAGCAACUUUCCUCGCCUGCCCGUGCUGCCACAGGGGGCAGCUCGGAGGGCAGCGGAGCGGGAGCCAGGGGCCCUGGCUGCAGCCCCCCACCCGGGACCCUGCCGCGCCCUUGCAGGGGGGCUGCCCCUCCCGAGAAGGAGGGUCUCCGCCCGCGCGCGCGGGGGUCUCUGGUGGAUGGCUCUGGGCGCACUGCCCAGGCUGUGCCGUCCCCCUGGCGCUCAGGGUCAUUGCGGAGGCGGCUCGUGGUCCUGGUCGCGGGGCUGGGGCCAAGGGCGCCGGCACCCCAGACCCAUGCGGGACCCAGGGACGCAGUCUUCCUGCUAAGCUCACAGCGGCCCCUCUGUGGAGCCGGCGAUCUCGCCUCGGUGGCCCUCGGCCCUCCGCCUCCGGCUGGGGCAGGGGCUGCCCAUGUCCAAGUCCCCGGCCAUGACGACGUCAGCCCUGCGGCGCCAGGUGAAGAACCUCGUGCACAACUACUCGGAGGCGGAGAUCAAGGUGCGCGAGGCCACCAGCAAUGACCCGUGGGGGCCGCCCAGCUCGCUCAUGUCGGAGAUCGCCGACCUGACCUUCAACACGGUGGCCUUCGCCGAGGUCAUGGGCAUGCUGUGGCGGCGGCUCAACGACAGUGGCAAGAACUGGCGGCACGUGUACAAGGCGCUGACGCUGCUUGACUACCUGCUCAAGACGGGCUCGGAGCGCGUGGCCCAGCAGUGCCGCGAGAACCUCUACACCAUCCAGACGCUCAAGGACUUCCAGCACAUCGACCGCGACGGCAAGGACCAGGGCGUCAACGUGCGCGAGAAGGUCAAGCAGGUGAUGGCCCUGCUCAAGGAUGAGGAGCGGCUCCGCCAGGAGCGGAUGCACGCCCUCAAGACCAAGGAGCGCAUGGCGCUGGAGGGCAUGGGCAUCGGCAGCGGGCAGCUGGGCUUCAGCCGCCGCCACGGGGAUGAAUGCAGCCGCACACGGGGCUCCCCGUCGUCCUACAACUCCUCCUCGUCCUCCCCCCGCUACACGUCGGACCUGGAGCAGGCGCGGCCGCAGACAUCCGGGGAAGAGGAGCUGCAGCUGCAGCUGGCCCUGGCCAUGAGCCGAGAGGAGGCCGAGAAGGAAGUGAGGUCCUGGCGGGCAGAGGACUCUCCCAUGGCCAAUGGGGCCGGGGCCACAGCCCACCGGCGACGGGACAGAGAGCCCGAGAGGGAGGAGAGCAAGGAGGAGGAGGAGAAGCUGAAAACCAGCCAGUCUUCCAUCCUGGACUUGGCUGACGUCUUCACAGUGGCCCCGGCCUCCACGCACUGCUCUGCUGACCCCUGGGACAUCCCAGGUCUCAGGCAGAACACAGAGCCCAGCGGCUCCUCCUGGGGGCCCUCUGCCGAUCCUUGGUCUCCUGUCCCCUCUGGGAGUGCCCUAUCCCGAAGUCAGCCCUGGGACGGAGCUCCCACACUCUCCUCCUCUGAGCCCUGGGGCCGGACCCCAGCGCUGCCUGCUGCUCCCCCUGCCACAGACCCCUGGACACAGAGCUCUCCCCAUCAUAAGCUCAAUGUGGGGGCUGACCCGUGGGGGCCCUCCAGGGAGACCUCCAACUCACCUGCUCUAGGUGGUACCUCGGCCUUUGACCCAUUUGCCAAGCCUCCGGGCUCCACAGAAACCAAGGAGGGGCUGGAGUAUGCCCAGGCACUGCCCUCUCCAAAGAAAUCCGCCAGCCCUGUGGAGCUGGACCUGUUUGGAGACCCCAUCCCCAGUUCCAAGCAAAACGGAGCGAAGGAGUCAGAUACCUUUGACCUGGGCGUGAUGGGGGAUGCGCUGUCCCAGCCCAGCAAGGAGGCCAGAGCCUGCCCGACGCCAGAGUCCUUCCUGGGCCCCUCAGCCUCUUCCCUGGUUAACCUUGAUUCGUUAGUCAAGGCACCCCAGGCUGCAAAGACCCGGAACCCCUUCUUGACAGGUCUCAGCGCUCCAUCCCCCACCAACCCCUUUGGCGCGGGCGAGCCUGGCCGGCCAACCUUGAACCAGAUGCGCACCGGGUCGCCGGCGCUGGGCAUGGCGACCGGCGGACCACUAGGGGCACCCUUGGGCUCUAUGACCUACAGCGCCUCCCUGCCCCUCCCACUCAGCAGUGUGCCGGCCGGCGUGAUGCUCCCCGCCUCGGUCAGCGUCUUCCCGCAGGCCGGCGCCUUCACUCCGGCGCCCGGAAGCCUGCCGCAGCCGCUCGUGCCGCUGUCGGGCUCGGGGGGCCCGCUGCAGCCGCCCCCGCAGGCCGGCACCAACCCUUUCCUCUGAGCGCGCCCCGUCGGGGCCGGCUGGCACCCCCGCGCACGAGACUCCGCCCCGAGCCACGCCCACCACGGAGGGGGCGUCGCC